UGAAAUUUGUGUCGUUGAAAACAUGGGACAGUAAAAAUAUGGAAACAUUUUAUACGUGAUAAACAAGAAUAACAGACGGUGCUAAAUGAUGGGAAAACUGUUAAUUUUCGCUGUGUUGUGGCUUCUUUACCUAACAGACGACAGUCAUGCUGACUAUUGUCUCACCUACUACUCAAACAACAUCAACACGUACUAUAUGUACUGUGCCGACGGAUGCUGUGGGUAUGCCCAAGACCGGGAAUGCUGUAAGAAGACAAAUGCGGGGGCGAUCGCCGGGGGCGUGAUUGGAGCCCUCACAGCCAUCGCUAUCGUCGCCGGGAUCAUCGGAUAUUGUUAUAUUUCCAAGAAGAAGAAGAAAAAGGAGGAGGAGGAGAUGGAUGAAGGCUUUGAUUUCAAUAUGAAUCCAAACCAUCCUUACAUGGGAUAUGGAUUACCCCCUGCAGGUGAGCCGGAACCAGGGUACCUGAACCAAGGCUUCCCAGGAGCCCCUAUGGGACCACCGCCCGCCUACGACCAUCCGCCACCCGCACCUAUCGGGGCCAGGGGAGGACCAGGGGAUCUUCCGGCCCCCAUGCCGAACUCGGAGCACAUGUGAUGUUGUUUUACUGCUUGUGAGAACAAUUUAUAUUUGUGUUUCAUUUAUAGAGUUGAAAUGUCGCCAUGUUUUUGUAAUUGUAAUGCAUGUUCUAAAUUAAAGAAGGUAUUUCAUUACGGAGUUCUAAUGAUUUUCAUUUAUGUUGAGUACUGAAAAGUCAGACUUUUACCCAGCA
Ostrea edulis (European flat oyster) is the source of this 770-nucleotide messenger RNA. RefSeq names its product rhodopsin-like. Lineage: Eukaryota; Metazoa; Mollusca; Bivalvia; Ostreida; Ostreidae. The transcript is spliced from 4 exons. The coding region runs from base 86 to 595 and encodes 169 amino acids. The record is from RefSeq and is a predicted model, not a curated record.